GGAGCCAUCCGUCACAGGACUAGAGUUAACUGGUUUCCCAACAUAACUCCAUGUGAAAUUCCACAUCCUGAUGGCAUAUUCUACCAGCACUCUUGCGGCAGGUUGUUUUGGGAAGGUAUACAAACAGAAGUACAAUGACACCUGGGCUGCGAUAAAGAAGGUACCACAGCAACUGAUCAGCAGAAAAGACCUGGAAAGGGAGUGUCAAGUCUACAAUAAGGCGAGUCAUCCUAACAUAGUGAAACUCCUGGGUGACAUAACUCUGAAGGACUCAAAAUGGAUAAUUCCACUAGAGUUCAUCUUCGGAGAAGAUUUAGAAACCACCAUCUUCAAACCAACCAAGUCGAAAAUACAGAUGACUCCAGCUAACAAGGGCACUAUCAUCACAGGCAUGUGUGAAGGGCUGCUUCACCUCCACAGCAAAGACAUUGUCCAUCAAGACUUAAAGCCCGAGAACAUCAUGGUGGAGCACAGCACUAACAGAGCUGUUAUCAUUGACCUGGGCUUGGCCAAGUUUUUCCGGAAUGGUUUAAAUUCUGCCAUAGAUAUGGGAAAUGAAGCAUACUCUGCCCCCGAGGUGCUGCAAAGGUGCAGCCAGCGUGAUCAGCGCUCAGACGUGUGGGCGAUGGGGAAAAUAAUCACAGAGCUGUGUGCGCGGGUCAGACUUUACACCCCCAGCGUCGGUCCUGAGAAAAUCAAGGAGACUCUACGGGAUCAGCCAUACUGCCAUGCCGUCUGCAGGAUGGUGGAGACCAACCCUUCUCUGAGAGCAUCCAUGGGUGGGGUCAUAGGUGACAUAAGAAGGGCCGCUGGUGGGGGGAUCACUGCCGGGCCUCUUCAACGGGGGCGACUUCAGCCACCGCUGCCGCACACGGGUAUUCGAAACCGCACUACAUCACCCAUGAACAGGUCUCCAUCACCGCUGAAAUUUGAGCGAGCAGCUCCUCCAAAACCAGUAGGUCCAGCCCACACUCGGCCCAUAAUGCACCGCUCUCCUUCCCCACGACUGACUAAAGACAAGAACAAGCACCAGGCUCUAGUUCCUGCAGGAGCAGGAGGCCUCGAUCAAGACUUUAUGAAGAUGAUGCUCUACCAAGAGGCCUCUAAAGACCUCCCCCACAGCCUGCCAGCGACAGGCAUGGUGAGGGUGCGGCGCUAUGAGGCGAAGAACGGGGAAGUGGAAACGUGGGAGCAGAAAGAGGUGGUGAUGCAGGGUGGACAGAUCAUCAAAUAUGAUGAUAUAAAGUUUAUAAACAAAUAAGAACAGAGGUUGGCUGUAAAAACGUGCCCAGAGGCUAGCCCUCAUGACGUUAUGCUGUUAUACAGGAUGCUGGUUAGAUGGUGCUUUCAAUGGUAGGUUGAACUUUAACCUUUGAAAUCUUCUUUAACUUGGCACCAUGAGAGAGCAUGUAGAAUACAUUUCUACCGAGCUUGACAAUUAACUGAUAUGCACCCACACCUUUUCCCCCUAUCAUUACAAUGGUCCUGAGGCAUGCAACACAGGUGUUAGAAAUGUGGAACGACGACAGGAAAUCUUACAAAGACUUUCAUCAUACUGUGACAUUUUACAUUAUUCAGACUUUUUGAAUCUGACCAGGUUCCAGCAUAACGUGAAAAAAACUAUUUGUAAAUACUUUCCAUCAUUUGAAUAUCUAUAAGAACUUUAACAGAACUGUGAACACUUAUUCAUAGUAUAUUUUGUGUAUAUCAAAGAAUAAAAUAAAC
Lampris incognitus (smalleye Pacific opah) is the source of this 1725-nucleotide messenger RNA. RefSeq lists its product as uncharacterized. Gene Ontology annotation, molecular function: protein serine/threonine kinase activity; ATP binding. Lineage: Eukaryota; Metazoa; Chordata; Actinopteri; Lampriformes; Lampridae. The record is from RefSeq and is a predicted model, not a curated record. The transcript has 6 exons. Gene Ontology annotation, biological process: peptidyl-serine phosphorylation; autophagy; protein autophosphorylation. The coding region runs from base 71 to 1261 and encodes 396 amino acids. Gene Ontology annotation, cellular component: cytoplasm; autophagosome.